Messenger RNA from Neohortaea acidophila, 1586 nucleotides. RefSeq lists its product as uncharacterized. The record is from RefSeq and is a predicted model, not a curated record. Gene Ontology annotation, biological process: protein peptidyl-prolyl isomerization. The transcript has 2 exons. The coding region runs from base 149 to 1234 and encodes 361 amino acids. NCBI's taxonomy places the organism in Eukaryota, Fungi, Ascomycota, Dothideomycetes, Mycosphaerellales, Teratosphaeriaceae. Gene Ontology annotation, cellular component: nucleus. Gene Ontology annotation, molecular function: RNA binding; peptidyl-prolyl cis-trans isomerase activity.
CAACUACUCGCCCAUCUACAAUGUCCAGUCAAACUUCUCCUUCCAGACCGGCGACCCGAUCGGACCGGAAUCCAAAGACAGUGAUGGCGGAUCGUCCAUCUGGGCCCUCCCCGACGGCACCACCAAACGUGCUACCAAACCGGAAAAGAUGAUUUUCCGCCCGGAGAUGUCUGCCAAGCGAAAACACAGCGAGCGAGGGACCGUCAGCUUUGCCACCUCAGCUUCCAAGUCCAAUCCCGACGAGCGAGUGGCCAGCAGCCAAUUCAUCAUCACCCUUGGCGAGAACAUUGAUCAACUCGACGGCAAAGCUGCCAUUUUCGGCGAGGUCGUCGAAGGCUUCGAUGCCCUUGAGAAGAUCAACGCCGCUUUCACCGACCACUCCGGGCGGCCAUUACAGGACAUUCGUCUAUUACACGCCGUUGUACUCGAUGACCCGUUUGAUGAUCCUCCAGGUGUUGUGGAACCUCCUGGAAGUCCUGUGCCGUCUGCAGAGCAACGCGCAACCGUGCGCAUAGCCCACGAUGAGGUUCUCGAGGAGAAUGCAGACCCCGAGCAACUCGAAAAGAUUCGCCGAGAGCGGGAGGCGCGAGCGCAAGCAUUGACGCUGGAGCUUAUUGGAGAUCUACCAUUCGCCGAGGUCACGCCACCGGAGCAGAUAUUGUUUGUUUGCAAGCUCAACCCAGUCACUCGCGAUGAAGACCUCGAGCUCAUCUUCUCCCGCUUCGGCAAGAUUCUCUCCUGUGAAAUCAUCCGAGACAAGAAGACUGGAGACAGCCUGCAAUACGCCUUCAUCGAGUUUGGCAAUAAGGAAGAUUGCGAGCGCGCCUACUUCAAAAUGCAAGGCGUUCUGAUUGACGACCACCGCAUCCACGUCGACUUCUCACAGAGUGUCUCCAAGCUAUCCGCUGAUUGGCGCAAUACCACCAAUUCCAAGACGGCUAGAUAUCGGGGUGGGUUUGGCGGCAUUGAUAGUUUGGAGAAGCGGAGGCAGUAUCGUGGGUCGGACGAUAGGCGUGAUCGCGAGAGAGGCGAUAAGUACAACUACGUCUUCGAAAAGACCGAUCGGAAAACGGACUCGGUUUCACGAAGGCACCGAUCUCGAAGUCGUAGCCCGAAAGGGCGUGAGAGACACGAGCGCGAACGAGAUGUACGGGAUGAUAGGUAUUCCGACGAUCGAAAGCGAAGACGAAGUAGAGACCGAUACGACGAUCGUGAUCGAGGUCCCAGGAGAUAGCGAGGAUGUCGUCGUUCACUGCACCGCGCUCACCUGGGGAACGGUUACAGCCGGGCCGGAAGCGGAAGGAGGCGCAGGCCUCACAUUCACGAGGAAAGGGCGAGGCGAGUGACGGCUUUGUUGACGAGUAUAAUGAAGACUUUAUUCACCAUCAACAUUCCCUGUGUUGCGUCGCUUUUCUUUGUCACAACUUCCGCAUUCAGCUUCAAGGGAUCAAAACUCGGCAUUUCUUCGACGAAAUGGAUACGAUGGACACCUCGACACCCGACACGACUACUGAACCCGACGACACUACUCAACUCGACAAGAUGUGCGACAAUGAGAAGGUGCUUGUGUACCACUACCGCGGCGA